AUGUUCUCCCUCAAGCCGCCCAGACCCACCUUCAGGUCCUACCUCCUGCCGCCGCCCCAGACUGACGAUAAGAUUAAUUCGGAACCGAAGAUUAAAAAACUGGAACCGGUCCUUUUGCCAGGAGAAAUUGUCGUAAAUGAAGUCAACUUUGUGAGAAAAUGUAUUGCAACAGACACAAGUCAGUACGAUCUGUGGGGAAAGCUGAUCUGCAGUAACUUCAAAAUUUCCUUUAUUACGGAUGACCCAAUGCCAUUACAGAAAUUCCAUUACAGAAAUCUUCUUCUUGGUGAGCAUGAUGUCCCUUUAACAUGUAUUGAGCAAAUUGUCACAGUAAAUGACCACAAGAGGAAGCAGAAAGUCCUAGGUCCCAACCAGAAACUGAAAUUUAAUCCAACAGAGUUAAUUAUUUACUGUAAAGAUUUCAGAAUUGUCAGAUUUCGCUUUGAUGAAUCGGGUCCUGAAAGUGCCAAAAAGGUAUGCCUUGCAAUAGCUCAUUAUUCCCAGCCAACAGACCUCCAGCUACUCUUUGCAUUUGAAUAUGUUGGGAAAAAAUACCACAAUUCAGCCAAUAAUAUUAAUGGAAUACCCUCAGGAGGUGGCAGCGGGGCCGGUGGUGGCAGCAGCCAAAAGACUCCACUCUUCGAGACGUACUCAGACUGGGACCGAGAAAUCAAGAGGACAGGGGCUUCCGCAUGGAGAGUUUGUUCUAUUAAUGAGGGUUACAUGAUAUCCACUUGCCUUCCAGAAUACUUUGUAGUGCCAAGUUCUUUAGCCGACCAAGAUCUAAAGAUCUUUUCCCAUUCUUUUGUUGGAAGAAGGAUGCCCUUCUGGUGCUGGAGCCACUCAAAUGGCAGUGCCCUCGUGCGAAUGGCCCUCAUAAAAGAUGUGCUGCAGCAGAGGAAAAUCGACCAGAGGAUUUGUAAUGCAAUAACUAAAAGUCAUCCACAGAGAAGUGAUGUUUACAAAUCAGACUUGGAUAAGACCUUGCCCAAUAUCCAAGAAAUACAGGCGGCUUUUGUAAAACUUAAACACCUAUGCGUUGAUGAGCCUUUUGAAGAAACUGAAGAGAAAUGGUUGUCUUCACUGGAAAAUACUCGGUGGUUAGAAUAUGUAAGGGCAUUCCUUAAACAUGCAGCAGAACUCGUGUAUGUGCUAGAAAGCAAGCGUCUCUCUGUAGUCCUGCAAGAGGAGGAGGGAAGAGACUUGAGCUGUAUGGUAGCUUCUCUUGUUCAAGUGAUGCUGGAUCCCCAUUUUAGGACAAUUACUGGAUUUCAGAGUCUCAUCCAGAAGGAGUGGGUCAUGGCCGGAUAUCAGUUCCUGGACAGGUGCAACCACUUAAAGCGAUCGGAGAAAGAGUCUCCCUUAUUUUUGCUGUUCUUGGAUGCCACGUGGCAGCUGUUAGAACAAUACCCAGCGGCCUUCGAGUUCUCAGAGACCUACUUGGCUGUACUGUACGACAGCACCCACAUCUCCCUGUUUGGCACCUUCCUGUUCAACUCUCCUCACCAGCGGGUGAAACAAAGCACGGAAUUUGCUAUAAGCAAAAAUAUCCAGCUGGGUGACGAAAAGGGUUUAAAAUUCCCCUCAGUUUGGGACUGGUCUCUUCAGUUUACAGCAAAGGAUCGUACCCUAUUCCAUAACCCCUUGUACAUCGGAAAGAGCACACCCUGUGUACAGAACGGUUCUGUGAAGGCUUUCAAACGGACAAAGAAAGGCUACAGCUCCACACUGAGGGGAAUGCCAGCUUCCUUGAAGAACGGGAUCGUCACCGACCAGGACCUGGUCCCGAGGCGAAACUCCCUGAUCCUGAAAGGAAAGCCGGAGCCGCUUCCGCAGCCCGGCGGCCAGGCCCGCGGCGCGGAGCAGUAUCUCCGAGAGUGGUUCUCCCGGCCGGUGGACCUGCAUGGCGCCCUUCUGCCGCACGUCUCCGGGACGCACGUCAAACUCUGGAAGCUGUGCUACUUCCGCUGGGUCCCCGAAGCCCAGAUCAGCCUCGGGGGCUUCAUCACCGCCUUCCACAGGCUGUCCUUGCUGGCCGACGAGGUGGACGUGCUCCGCAGGACGCUGCGGCAGCACCGGGCCGGCCCUGCGGAGGCCCGCUGCCCGGAGCCUGACCAGAGCCGGAUGUACUUCCGGGUGGGCGGCCCACAGGCGGCGGGGACGCCGGAGUUCCUGUCUUCGUCCUUCCCCUUCUCUCCCGUGGGCAACCUUUGCCGGCGGAGCAUUUCGGGAACGCCGCUGAGCAAGUUCUUGAGUGGGGCCAAAAUCUGGUUAUCUACCGAGACGCUAGCAAACGAAGACUAA
This is a messenger RNA of Puma concolor (puma), 2304 nucleotides long. RefSeq names its product myotubularin related protein 10 (gene MTMR10). NCBI's taxonomy places the organism in Eukaryota, Metazoa, Chordata, Mammalia, Carnivora, Felidae. Gene Ontology annotation, cellular component: membrane; cytoplasm. Gene Ontology annotation, biological process: phosphatidylinositol dephosphorylation. The record is from RefSeq and is a predicted model, not a curated record.